UUCUCUACAGCAAUACUGAGGCAAAUAGAAAAUGCGGCAGGUGCCAUUUUCACACGCAUGGGUGUAGAAGUGAGGUACUAAUAGUUGAGGAAAGAUGGACGGUGUUCAUUUAGGAAUUUCAUCCACAAUACAGUACAAGCAAACACAGCAUAUUUCCUUGUCAUUAGCGAGGUCUCCCCCCAGCUGCUAGACUACUGAUGGGACUCUGACUCUGACAGUACAGACGGACCCAACGCGACCGCGACACAACCAUCCCUCCUAAAACGGAAUAUGCGUAAACGCGCGGCACAUUUUGGGGAGAGACGCCGCACAGUCACAGCAAGCGACUAAUGAGACAAUAGCCUAUUUCUCACCAUCAACAAAAAUACAGAUCGUGCUUCGUGGUCGGUCAUCAUUCCAUCCUGUCUGGAACGUUCCGGGGUUUCCUUUUCGAGACCGUUCAUCCCCCCCCCCCCCGGUGUGAUAUUUGACAGGUCUCUUUGUUGGGUGGAGUCAAGUCCGGAAUUGUCGAUAUUGGAAUCAUCACUGGCAUAAUUUCAGGUCAUCAUCAUGAAGGACGGUGUGGUUAACAACAGCACAGCCAGCAUCUCCCACGCCAGGAAAGCUGUGGAACAGCUCAAGAUGGAGGCAUGUAUGGACAGGAUAAAGGUGUCCAAAGCAGCAGCGGACCUGAUGGCGUAUUGCGACGCCCACAUACGUGAGGACCCCCUCAUCGUGCCCGUGCCCGCCUCGGAGAACCCCUUCCGAGAGAAGAAGUUAUUCUGCACCAUCCUCUGAUGCCCAGUAGGGGGCAGACCAGCCUUAGGUCGGGCCCUGGUUCAGGCGUGGAAUAACGCCUGGCGUCUCCUCUUCUGUCUUCACCGUACCUGAAGCUAACAACACGCUGUGAACGUAACCAGGAAGUGACUGCCCUUUCAGCCUUGUAGUUUUUUAUUUUUUUUCUAAUGGUCUUCAAGUGCAAAAAAAAAACAUGAAAAUGUCCUUCAUUAAAAAAAUCUUCAUGAAAAGGCAUCUGAUAGAAGUAAAUUCAUCCACAAACAUGAAUAUAAUUAUACAUAUCACAAAUGCUAUGAUAUAAUCUUGAAGCCCGUUGAAAAGAUGGGGACAGUAAAGUGGAAGUGAUCAUUCCUUUCACAGUAAACUAACUUUACCACCACUGGCAUAACAUCUUACUUACUUACUUACUUACUUACUUACUUACUGUUGAAUUGAAGUUGCCAGGUACACACUUGUUGUUGUUGAUCAGCUCUGUCCCUAGAGGUUGAAUGGUUGGGUGGGUUAGAUACCUUUACAUCUGGCAACCCAGUAAGCUUGUUUGAGUGUAAAAGUCCGACACCAGUUAUUUGAGAAUUUUUCCCUUUGGGGAAAACAAUAUUCCAAGUAUAAAUACAUUAAAGUACAACAACAAAAAUGUUUAAAAGAAAAAUGUAGUUUUUUUUACAUUUACAUUUUCAUUUGCAUUUAUAUUUUCGUUUACAUUUGCAAAAUUCAAGAUGGUCUAAUGCAGCACUCUGUUAUCAGCACUCUGUUAUCAGCCUGCCCCCUUGCUUGAGGAAACAAUAGAGGAGUAAUUGAGGACAAAAAGAGAGGCACACCCCCAUACUGUCAUGAGGAUACCUGGAGAACCUUUUGAGAUAUACCUUUUGUUAAGUAAAUCAUGUGAUAAAUGAGGUUCUAGGGAGGCUGGAGUGGGUCUUUUUAAAGUCUCCUGGGUCUUUUUAAAGUCUCCUAUAUCUUUGAUAGGUUGGUUAUUAUUGUUUUGAUUUGCAAAAUUCUGGUAGCUUUCCUCAUAAAUGUGCAGGUUUUCCAGAAAUCCUGCUUGGAAGAUUCCUGGAGUUAUGAGAGGAAUACGCAGGAAAUCAGUAAUCCUCCAACAAUGAUUUCUGGAAAACCAGCGAAUUUGUGGGAAAGUUCCCAGAAUUUUGCAACCCUAUUGUUGCUUAUUUGUUGGUUGUUUGAGAACAGCCUUGAUUAGUGCUUGAUGAGAUUGUUUUAUUAUCAACGUGUAUUUUCUUUGAUAUUGCUAGAUGAUUUUAUUUACAUGUCUCAGGAAACAAACAAACAGUGGUAUUUUUUUAUUUGAUAUAGUCUUUAAUCUUAAAUGUUCUUUGAGUGUAUACCCAUAAUUUUGUAUAUAGCAUGUUAGUUCCCACUGUCCAUUUCUCCAUACCAACAUAGCGCCCCACCGAUACCAAUCUAACUACCGUUUACUGUAGUAUUAAACAUCCUGCCUUUUGACAGGUUGAUUAAAAUAAGACAAGUUUUUAACCUUUGCCAUAUUAUUUUUCUCUCAACACUCAAUACACGGUUCUAUUUUACAAUAUACACUUUUCUGAAUACAUACUCAAUACUAUAAACAAUCUAUACAGUAGCUGAUGCUAUGUGAGAUGCCCAGGUAGUGUUAGAUUUCAUUUAGAUUUCUUACAUUUUAUUUGUCUGGAAGUGCUUU
Salmo salar (Atlantic salmon) is the source of this 2449-nucleotide messenger RNA. It is a transcript of the gene gng4, whose product is annotated as guanine nucleotide binding protein (G protein), gamma 4. Gene Ontology annotation, cellular component: heterotrimeric G-protein complex. NCBI's taxonomy places the organism in Eukaryota, Metazoa, Chordata, Actinopteri, Salmoniformes, Salmonidae. Gene Ontology annotation, biological process: G protein-coupled receptor signaling pathway. The record is from RefSeq and is a predicted model, not a curated record. Gene Ontology annotation, molecular function: G-protein beta-subunit binding.